Varanus komodoensis (Komodo dragon) is the source of this 2780-nucleotide messenger RNA. It is a transcript of the gene ENOX2, whose product is annotated as ecto-NOX disulfide-thiol exchanger 2. Gene Ontology annotation, biological process: ultradian rhythm. Gene Ontology annotation, cellular component: external side of plasma membrane; plasma membrane. Bases 212 to 2311 code for a protein of 699 amino acids. Gene Ontology annotation, molecular function: protein-disulfide reductase activity; RNA binding. The transcript has 18 exons. The record is from RefSeq and is a predicted model, not a curated record. Lineage: Eukaryota; Metazoa; Chordata; Lepidosauria; Squamata; Varanidae.
AGGCUGUUUGGAGGUGGGGCUGGCGAAGCGGCGGAGGCCCGGCAGUUUGGGCUUUUUGGAGACCGGGAGCCGAGGGCGGGAACGAGCUACGGAUGUUUCAGGAGUUCCGGCGUCUGAGGGCCGCUGGGCCAGCAGGAGUGUUGUGUGCGGAUAAAAUGGGGCAAGAAUAGAAGCAUGUAUGCUGCCCUGAAGCCCUUGGAAGAGAGGUGGAAUGCACGUGUUACAUGUAGCAGGUCUAAACCAGUUGCCCUUUGACUCUAUCAACAACAAACCCCUUCCAUUCAAUAGCAGGGUUGGCACUGCAGAAAAUGGCAGUGAGGCAAGCCAGAAGCGAAAGAGGAUGAAUAUCCCUCCAGAUGGCAUCCAGACCCUGAGCCUCGAGUCUCCUCCAAUGGAUCUGGGCAUGUCUGACCCAACAGCAUGGGCCACUGCCAUGAAUAACUUGGGAAUGGCACCCAUGGGAAUGGCUGGAGAUCCCCUUUUGCCUGACUUUGACCCUGCCCUUGGUAUGAUGACAGGGAUCCCACCAAUCAAUCCCAUGAUGCCUGGUUUGGGAAUGGUGCCACCACCAAUCCCAUCAGAUAUGCCUGUGGCUAAGGAGAUUAUUCACUGCAAGAGCUGCACUCUCUUCCCACCAAACCCAAAUCUCCCCCCUCCCACCACAAGGGAAAGACCUCCAGGAUGCAAGACGGUAUUUGUUGGAGGACUGCCUGAAAAUGGAACAGAAGAAACCAUUGUGGAGAUCUUUGAGCAGUGUGGAGAGAUCAUAGCGCUUCGGAAGAGUAAAAAGCAUUUCUGCCACAUCCGUUUUGCUGAGGAAUAUAUGGUGGACAAGGCCAUUUAUCUGUCUGGGUAUCGUAUUAGGCUGGGCUCUAGCACUGAUAAAAAGGACACCGGGCGCCUUCAUGUUGACUUUGCCCAAGCCCGGGAUGAUCUCUACGAGUGGGAAUGUAAGCAGCGGAUGCUGGCCCGAGAAGAGCGUCAUCGCAGAAGGAUGGCGGAAGAACGGUUCCACCCUCCCUCUCCACCCCCUGUUGUCCACUAUUCAGAUCACGAGUGCAGUAUAGUUGCGGAGAAGCUAAAAGAUGAUUCCAAGUUUUUGGAAGCAGUGCAGACAUUGCUGACCUGGAUAGAACGUGGGGAAGUGAACAGACGGACUGCAAACAACUUUUACUCUAUGAUCCAGUCGGUCAAUAGCCAUAUUCGACGGUUGGUGAAUGAGAAAGCGGCUCAUGAAAAGGCAAUGGAGGAAGCGAAGGAGAAGUUCAUGCUUGCGCUGUCAGGGAUUCUUGCUCAGUUCGAGCAGAUAGUGGCCGUGUACCAUUCUGCAUCCAAACAAAAGGCUUGGGACCAUUUUACGAAAGCGCAACGUAAGAACAUCAGCGUGUGGUGCAAGCAAGCGGAGGAGAUCCGUAACAUUCACAAUGAUGAGCUCAUGGGGAUCCGACGAGAAGAGGAGAUGGAAAUGUCGGACGAUGACACAGAGCUUCCAGAGACCAAAGAGACAAAAGAGACAGAAGAGUCAGCUUUAAUAACUCAAACAGAAUCGCUGAAGGAAGAAAAUGACAGCUUGCGGUGUCAGCUGGAUGCCUACAGGAAUGAGGUGGAACUUCUAAAGCAAGAGCAGGGCAAAAUGGGCCUGGAUGAACACCCAAGCAAAGAUCAGCAGUUGGUGCUCCUCCAGCAGUCUUUGCAAGGCAUGCAGCAGAACCUGAGAGCCAUGCGGAAUGAAACCAAGGGGGUGGGGGUAGAGAGUCCAACUGGAGCAAGACCGGAUGAUGCCCUUGCCUGCUGCCGUCUCCCUCAUGCCUUCUGGGAUCUUCUCCUGAAACUACAGGAUGAAUGUGAAAGUAGAGAAGCUGAACUUGAAAAAACAAAGGAGGAAAAACUGCAACUGGACAAAGUGCUUGGAAACCUAAAAGAAAAGCAAGAGCUAACGGCUGGACCAGACUGGGGAAAAGACUGCACUGAUCAAGAACAUGCCAACAGCUUGUCCCCGAUCUGCUCAGUGAACCAGGAAAAGGAGAGCAUACUUGAAAGAGGACUUAGCAGCAACCCUAUCAAAACAGAGAGGGAAGCUUUAUUAGUGGGGAUAAUCUCCACCUUCCUCCAUGUUCACCCUUUUGGAGCAAAUAUUGAGUACAUCUGUUCCUACCUCCAGCGCCUUGAUAGUAAGAUUUGUGCUAGUGAAGUGGAAGCCCUCAUGAUGCGACUCCAGCACACUUUCAAGCAGGAGAUGAGUGGGGUUGGAGCAAGCCUGGAAAAAAGAUGGAAAUUCUGUGGCUUUGAAGGACUAAAAACGACGACGUGAACUUGAAUGAAGGGGAGUCUUGGACACUGGCAUUCACCCAGGAUGUGUAGGUUGCAUUGUGCAGCGAUCUGACUCUCCUCUGCGCAUCCAGUGGCUCACCUUGCAGUCCUCAAACGGCAUCAAGAAAACCAGGGGCCAAUUCUUAAGGGCUGUUGAUAUUCAUGUUGUCUUUGUUUGUUUGUUUGUUUGGGGUUUUUUGUAGCAAACUGAGCCCUUUUGCAGGGUCAGGCUGGCAUGUUCUAGGAUCAGUCCUAACACUGCUAUUUGGAACUUUGAUACUUUUUACAAAUAAGGUUGGCUAAAAAAAAUUACUAGCUUGUUUGUACAUGGCACUCUCAAAGCCACUGUUAACCCUCAAAAUGUUUCUACUUUUGAGAGUAACUAUCCAAUAGAAUACUGCAUAAUCGCCCAAGAUAGCAUAUUUGUUGUUCCUAGCAUAACUUGGCAAUAAAGAGAUAUGCUAAAGGUU